Macrosteles quadrilineatus (aster leafhopper) is the source of this 2206-nucleotide messenger RNA. Its product is annotated as atrial natriuretic peptide-converting enzyme-like. Gene Ontology annotation, cellular component: plasma membrane. The coding region runs from base 103 to 1674 and encodes 523 amino acids. NCBI's taxonomy places the organism in Eukaryota, Metazoa, Arthropoda, Insecta, Hemiptera, Cicadellidae. The transcript is spliced from 10 exons. Gene Ontology annotation, molecular function: protein binding. The record is from RefSeq and is a predicted model, not a curated record.
UGAAGGGACAGACGCGCUGGGUUUAUUCAGCUACAGCUGGUGUGUGCGAACGGUGUUGUCUGUGUGUGUUGCAACAGUGAUCCCACGGGUAGAACCGUCGGCAUGAGAAAAUACCACUGCAAUAUCUUUAUGAAGCCAUGCUCAGGCCCUGGUGUCUACAAGCUGGAGGAUGGUCCUGAGAGUGUGCUGACUUGGAGAGUGUUGAGAUGGGCUCUCAUCCCACUGUCUAUACUGUUGGCACUGUCACUGUUGGUGUAUUUCUCAGCCGAUUCACCCGAGGAGGAUCACAAUAAGCUGUGGGAUGUGGGGCAGGAGGGGGUGUCAGGAAUGGAGGGAAGUCAUCCACACCAGCUGGUGACAAUGGAGGGAGAAGAGAUUGCUCUGGACCAUACUAGAGUCACUUACCGGACUGAGACAGGACAAAAUGCAACCGUCCAGAUCGAAGGUCAGGAAAUAUUCGAAGUGAUUCCUGAAACCGACAUCGAGAUUGGUGAAACAGAGCAUUUUGAAGAGGAAGAUGAUUUCGACACUUCAGAAUCAAAACCGGCCACUCUGAGCAAUCGGAGGUUGAUAACCAACAAACCUUACGUACAGAUCUCCACCACCCUUCGUACCAGUGGGAUUCACGCUGGGGAUAAGAACUUUGUGGACAAAUUACUCUCAAGUUUUGACAAAUCCCAGCGGAUGGUGACGUCACAGUCUGUCGGACCUCCGAGGACCACCGGACGCUUCAUCAGCACACCUGGAGGACUGCUCAGCAAGAAGAUACCCAACGGCCACAAAUAUGGUGAAUAUCAGGUUUCCCCCACUAAGGAAGUAAACACGGUUCCACCCAGGGUUUCUCCGACUCUACCCUCGUCCAACCCUACAGUUCACAUGGUCAGCAUCACACCUUCUCAGAGUGACGUCAACGAGACCGAGAGUGUCUGUUCAUCCCCACGACUGUCUCUGUGCCGUGGUGUGCUCCCAUGGGACCUAACAGCUGCACCAGUCAUCCCCGGAGUGUCGUCUGCUCUGGACCUAGACACCGUCUUGCCUUACUUUGAGAUGAUCUCCAGCACCAGCUGUAGUGCCAGGAUACGACAGUUUCUAUGCUCACUUCUAGAGCCGGAGUGUCGCAGUGUGGGUCAUAGCAUUCUUCCUCCGUGCAGGAAGGCUUGUAGAGCUGUUGAAGAGGAAUGCAGAGAUUUCAUCCUGGACUCAUUAGAUUUAUCACAGGUUUUCAACUGUGACAUUUAUCCCGACUCCAAUAACCAGGAAGAGUGUAUAAACCUUGCGAGAGGAGACGAGUGCCUCAAGAAUGAGUUCCGCUGUUCCGACGGCACCUGUAUCCCGUGGCGCUGGGCCUGCGAUGGAAACAGAGACUGUCCUUUGGGGGAUGAUGAAACUAACUGCACAAAAUGCUCUCAAGACGAGUUCAGAUGUUCUGCUGAUCACAAAUGUAUACCACUUGACUGGAAGUGUGACAGAAGAAGAGAUUGUUCCGACGGAUCAGACGAGUUCAACUGUCAAAUGACAGAAGUGCUGAUCCCGAGCUCGCACACGUCGCCUUGCCCAAGUGGAGAACUACGCUGCGUUGACGGACGAUGUAUCACACUAAGCCAGAUUUGCGACAACGUCAACGAUUGUUCAGACGGAGCAGACGAGACUAACUGUGGUGCGCCGACGACAUAACCUAACGCUACAGGGUUUAGGCAGUGCCAGUGGAACGGCCCAUCAGCCGUCAAUGGAUUUGGGAGCGAUCUUGUAAAUUUGCUUUGUAAAUACGCUUGAUGACUGUGAAAUUUGAUAAGGCCAGUCUGUUGGUAUAUGCAUAAGGAAGAAAUGGAUAAAAUCUAGUGUUGUUGAAAAACGAAUAAUGGAACUUAAUAAAAUAUAAAUUAAAAAGAGUAGUAUUGCAGAAAACACAAAAUAUUGAAGGUACUGACUAUAAAAAAUGUGAAAAAUCUAAUUUUCUUAGAAGUUUUAUGAAAAGGAACUUUUGAAUUCCACUCUUAAUAAAAUAAACCUUGAGGCUGUGAUAUCAGUCGUGAAUUGAAAACUGAGUCUUAUCAUUUUCUAGAAUGGUUUUAAAAUUUUUUAGGUCCUCUCAAAGCCAAGUUGUGAUAUAUCGUAAUAUUUGUACAGUUUUUUUACUACUAAUGUUAUUUUCAUUUUUUUGUACAUUGAUAGGUUUUAUACUUGUAAAAUAAAUGUGAUAACAAUA